GCCGGCUUCCCCCCGCUCUCUCUCUCCCCCAGUGUUUGCGCAAAACGUAAACGUAAAGGAUCUCAAUGUCGGUUCGAUAACUUCCAACAGGGUGCACUCUGGCACCCAUAUUCCUCUAUCUAAAACCCUAACCGCAUUUUCUCUCUCUAACUCCGCAAUGCCAAUGCGAGGGCUCUGCUUUCUCCUCGUUCUCUCCUUGUGUUUUUUCGUCCUCUUCUCUUCUGCUGAUCCGAUAUCUGGAGAUUCAGAAAAUGCCGUCGUUGUUAAUGCAGCUGAAUUUAAUUCCUCUUCCCUUGCUAGAUCUGAGGAAGGUAGUUUUGCGAACAUGAUUGAUCGAGCUUUGGAAAAGGAGUUCAAUGAGACUGAAGAGCAGCCCGGUGCAAUUGAUCACGGGAGCUUCAACAAUAGUGUCGCAGAGCAAGAGGCAGUUCUGGAAACCGUUGCUAGGGUUGGUAGGGUCAAGUUCAAGAAGAACGAGACAAAUGAGGAAAAGUCAUUCCAGUUGCACACUGUUUUCAACCUGGAUAAUGACAAUGGAGCAGAAGAUACACCUACUUUGAUAGAUCGAAAGGAUAAUGUCUUUAUCAUGUCUAAUCCGAAGUCAAAGUUUCCAGUGCUGCAGCUAGAUUUAAGAUUGAUAUCUGAUCUAGUUGUUGUCAUUGUUUCUGCAACUUGUGGUGGCAUUGCCUCCGCUUGCGCUGGACAACCGGUUAUCACUGGAUAUUUGCUGGCAGGCUCAAUUAUUGGACCUGGUGGUCUUAACAUUAUCAGUGAAAUGGUGCAGGUUGAAACAGUUGCUCAAUUUGGUGUUAUCUUUCUUCUCUUCGCACUGGGCUUAGAGUUUUCCACAGCAAAGCUUCGGAUCGUUCGAGCUGUUGCAGUAUUAGGAGGGUCUCUCCAGAUAAUUCUUUUCAUGUGUUUGUGUGGAAUAACAGCCUCGUUAUGCGGUGGGAAAGCAUCUGAGGGUGUUUUUGUUGGUGUCUUCUUAUCAAUGUCUUCGACAGCAGUGGUAUUGAAAUUUUUGAUGGAAAGAAAUAGUGUUAACACCCUCUAUGGGCAAGUAACGGUUGGAAUCCUUAUUCUGCAGGAUUGUACAGUAGGUUUGCUAUUUACACUGCUUCCUAUUCUUGGUGGUACUUCUGGUGUUUUUCAAGGAAUGGCUUCCAUGGCAAAAUUAUUGGUGGUUUUGUUGAUGUUCUUGACCAUUUUGUCGAUGUUAUGCCGCACUUGCGUACCUUGGUUUCUUAGACUGAUGAUAGGCCUAUCAUCACAGACUAAUGAACUGUACCAACUUGCAUCUGUGGCUUUCUGCUUGCUUGUUGCUGGGUGUAGUGAUAAGCUGGGUUUAAGUCUCGAACUGGGUUCUUUUGUUGCUGGAGUGAUGAUAUCAACUACUGAUGUGGCUCAGCAUACUCUUGAACAGGUUGAACCGAUCCGGAACUUCCUUGCUGCUCUUUUCCUAUCCAGCAUUGGAAUGCUUAUCCAUGUUCAUUUUCUCUGGAAUCAUAUCGAUAUUCUACUGGCAGCUGUUAUAUUGGUUGUUAUCAUAAAAACUAUUGUGGUUGCUGCAGUGGUCAAGGGUUUUGGUUAUACCAACAAAGCUGCACUUCUUGUUGGUAUGUCUCUGGCUCAAAUAGGGGAGUUUGCAUUUGUUCUUCUCAGUCGCGCUUCAAAUGUUCAUCUCAUUGAGGGUAAAGUGUAUAUGCUGCUUCUGGGAACAACUGCACUUAGCCUGGUUACAACACCGUUACUUUUCAAGCUAAUUCCUGCUGUAGUUCACCUUGGAGUUCUACUGCGAUGGUUUUCCCUUGAUAUACCAAAUGAGAUUGGAUCUAAAGGAGAUACCAUGCGCACAGACAGUUCUAAGCGUAUUACUGUGCUGAUACAAGGCCCUCAUGAUUCAUGAUAAUAAAUAGAAACAUGAACAAUAAAGCGAUUCUCACACUUUACCUGAUGGCAUUCUUAUGCUGGGCGACAGGUGCCCAAGUGUGCAAAGGCUGUUGAUUGAUUGGAUGAUUGAUCAUCAUGACGCUCGUUUUAUGCACCCACAUCGGAUGGUUUUCUUUGAUAUGUCAGAAACUCGUCGCCAUAUGCAGAGCAGUGUAUACAAACAUUUUUCUGGCAUUUGUUUCCGGGACGGUGUUAACGGACUACUCUGUACAACCUCGUCCAUUUGUAAUGCAAUUUUUUGUUUUCUUUAAUCGUAAGUUUGAAUUUGUGGAAUUGGUGGUUUCAAGUUGGCAAGUGUAAAUAGCUGAUAGUACAUACUGUUAGAGUGUUUAGCGUAUAAAGUCUUACUUUACUGUAUACAGUUGAGCUAUGACCUCCAAUUGUUUCACUAAAAUCAUUGAUUUUCUGCAAUUUUUUUGUGCA
This is a messenger RNA of Solanum stenotomum, 2373 nucleotides long. RefSeq names its product K(+) efflux antiporter 6-like. Bases 158 to 1906 code for a protein of 582 amino acids. Lineage: Eukaryota; Viridiplantae; Streptophyta; Magnoliopsida; Solanales; Solanaceae. Gene Ontology annotation, biological process: proton transmembrane transport; potassium ion transmembrane transport. Gene Ontology annotation, cellular component: membrane. The transcript has 20 exons. Gene Ontology annotation, molecular function: potassium:proton antiporter activity. The record is from RefSeq and is a predicted model, not a curated record.